Closterium sp. Naga37s-1 is the source of this 2334-nucleotide messenger RNA. NCBI's taxonomy places the organism in Eukaryota, Viridiplantae, Streptophyta, Zygnematophyceae, Desmidiales, Closteriaceae. The record is from the annotation of a GenBank genome assembly.
AUGGCACACGCGGCUCGCAUCGCGCGGCAGGUCGUGCAGGGCGCGACGAGCGCGCGCGUGCGAUUCUCCACGGAGGCGGCGAAAGCCUCGCGCGAGACGCUGGUGAGACGAGGGGCGGGUGAGGCGAGCAGCGGCCCCCCCUGGCCGCGCGGUCGACCGUGGGUGCGCGAGAAGCGAGGCGCGCUUGCCGCUCCACACUUGUCCACCUCAGCGGCCCUGGUGGAGGACGACGCGGCGCUGCGCAAGUACAACCCGCAGAAGGCCGCCCUGGCCGCCUGCAACACCGUUGGUAACGCCGUCACCGCGCUCGUGCUCGCAGUGCCGUGCGUGCCGCCUUCCAUGCUGUGCUGCCACGUGCCCUCUCCCACUCCCUCACACUCGUAUGCCCCUCCCUCCCUCCCUCCCUCCCUGCCUCCCUCCCUCCCUCCCUCCCUCCCUCCCUCCCUCCCUCCCUCCCUCCCUCCCUCCCUCCCCGCCUCCCUCCCUCCCUCCCUCCCUCCCUCCCUCCCUCCCUGCCUCCCUCCCUGCCUCCCUCCCUCCCUCCCUCCCUCCCUCCCUGCCUCCCUCCCUCCCUCCCUCCCUCCCUCCCCCCCUCCCCCCCUCCCCCCCUCCCCCCCUCCCCCCCUCCCCCCCUCCCCCCCUCCCCCCCCUCCCCCCCUCCCCCCCUCCCCCCCUCCCCCCCUCCCUCCCUCCCUCCCUCCCUCCCUCCCUCCCUCCCUGCCUCCCUGCCUCCCUCCCUCCCUCCCUCCCUCCCUCCCUCCUCCCUCCCUCCCUCCCUCCCUCCCUCCCUCCCUCCCUCCCUCCCUCCCUCCCUGCCUCCCUCCCUCCCUCCCUCCCUCCCUCCCUCCCUCCCUCCCUCCCUCCCUCCCUCCCUCCCUCCCUGCCUCCCUCCCUCCCUCCCUCCCUCCCUCCCUCCCUCCCUCCCUCCCUCCCUCCCUCCCUCCCUCCUCCCUCCCUCCCUCCCUCCCUGCCUCCCUCCCCCCCUCCCCCCCUCCCUCCUCCCUCCCUCCCUCCCUCCCUCCCUCCCUCCCUCCUCCCUCCCUCCCUCCCUCCCUCCCCCCUCCCUCCCCCCCUCCCCCCCUCCCUCCCUCCCUCCCUCCCUCCCUCCCUCCCUCCCUCCCUCCCUCCCUCCCUCCCUCCCUCCCUCCCUCCCUGCCUCCCUCCCUGCCUCCCUCCCUCCCUCCCUCCCUCCCUCCCUCCCUCCCUCCCUCCCUCCCUCCCUCCCUCCCUCCCUCCCUCCCUCCCUCCCUCCCUCCCUCCCUCCCUCCCUCCCUGCCUGCCUGCCUCCCUCCCUCCCUCCCUCCCUCCCUCCCUCCCUCCCUCCCUCCCUCCCUCCCUCCCUCCCUCCCUCCCUCCCUCCCUCCCUCCCUCCCUCCCUCCCUCCCUCCCUCCCUCCCUCCCUCCCUGCCUCCCUCCCUCCCUCCCUCCCUCCCUCCCUCCCUGCCUCCCUCCCUCCCUCCCUCCCUCCCUCCCUCCUCCCUCCCUCCCUCCCUCCCUCCCUCCCUCCCUCCCUCCCUCCCUCCCUCCCUCCCUCCCUGCCCUCCCUCCCUCCCUCCCUCCCUCCCUCCCUCCCUCCCUCCCUCCCUCCUGCCUCCCUCCCUCCUCCUCCCUCCCUCCCUCCCUCCCUCCCUCCCUCCCUCCCUCCCUCCCUCCCUCCCUCCCUCCCUCCCUCCCUCCCUCCCUGCCUCCCUCCCUCCCUCCCUCCCUCCCUCCCUCCCUCCCUCCCUCCCUCCCUCCCUCCCUCCCUCCCUCCCUCCCUCCCUCCCUCCCUCCCUCCCUCCCUGCCUCCCUCCCUCCCUGCCUCCCUGCCUGCCUCCCUGCCUCCCUCCCUGCCUGCCUCCCUGCCUCCCCUGCAUGCAUGGCAGCGGCGGCCGUGGACCUGUCGUACCGCGUCGUGAACGCGCGCUCUCCCCAGUGAGCCCGCCUGCGCUGCGCCACCUGAGGCUGUGCCGUGCCACACGGCAGGUGCAGCAUGGUGGUGAUGCCCCCUGCAUGGGCUGGCCGUCCUCCACUCACUACCUCUCGUCAUGUGCCUCCCUGCACUGCCACCUCAUGUCCCACUGCCUUCCCCGCUUCCCUAACCAUUCAUCCACUCCACCCCGCCUGCUACCCAUCCGCCCCUGGCUUCUCCCUCUCGCACGCUUCCCACCCACCAUGUCACCUCGAAGCCAGCUGAGCUGGGCAUGCGUCCACCACCCGCAUCGCCAUGCUUGCGUCCAUCACCCGCAUCGCCAUGUUGCGUCCAUCACCCGCAUCGCCAUGUUGCGUCCAUCACCCGCAUCGCCAUGCUUGCGUCCAUCACUAUCAUGCUCUCAACGCCACUGGCCACUGUGA